This is a messenger RNA of Phoenix dactylifera (date palm), 1349 nucleotides long. RefSeq names its product F-box/kelch-repeat protein At1g57790-like. NCBI's taxonomy places the organism in Eukaryota, Viridiplantae, Streptophyta, Magnoliopsida, Arecales, Arecaceae. Gene Ontology annotation, molecular function: protein binding. The record is from RefSeq and is a predicted model, not a curated record.
UCCUUCCAAAUCCUUAAACCCAUCUCCUCCAUGGCACCCGCUUUCUCGAAGCCCUCCGGGUGGGCCGACCUCUGCCCAGAUCUCGUCGGCAGGAUUGCCGGCCGGCUCCUGACUGUCACCGACUUCGUUCGCUUUCGUGCGGUCUGCCGAUCAUGGCGUGCCUCCGUGAGACCUUCCGACCUCCAACCACACCUCCCAUGGCUGAUGCUUCAAUACAAUCCAGACAGCGAUACUCGCCAAUUCCACUGUCUCGCCACCGGCGCAGUCUACCAUCUGUCCCUUCCCGAGGCCCAGGGCAAGCGUGUCAUCGGUGCCAACCAUGGAUGGCUCAUCCUCGUCCAAGAGAACACCUCCAUCAUCAACCUCCUUAACCCCCUUACCCGCUCCUGCUUCACCCUCCCACCCUCUACCUUCACUGGAGACAAGGUUGGCCAUGCAAUCAUCACCUCCUCCCCAAACACCCCUUCCGGUACUUGCACCGUCGUGAUCCUCCUCAAACAGAACUGCCAUCUUGUUGCCUACUGCUCCGGCGACGGCGGCCGCUGGGGCCCCUGGGCCGUCGUCAACACCGGCCUCCCCUCCGACGUCUACGGUGCCUACGAUGUCGCCUUCCACCGCAGAAAGUUCUACAUCGUCAACAGCCAUGCCGAGGUCGCCAUCGUCGAUGUCUCUCCACCGGCGGCGACAGCCACUCGCCUCCAAUCCGCGGAGCUCCCCUUUCCCUUGGAUGAUGACAUAAUGAUGGAGAAGGCCUUCCUGGCGGUGUCCGACGACCAGCUGCUGCUCUUCGUCUUCUUCAGCAUGGUGGAAAGCGACGAUGAGAGCGAGGAGCCCAACCGCCCAUUGAUCUCCUUCGAUAUCUUCCGGUUGGAGGAGACCGGCCAGCCGAGUUGGGUGGGGGUCAGGAGCAUGCCCGACCAGACGGUGUUCAAGUGCAACGCUCAGGUAGUGGUGGUGAGAACCGGCAUGUUUCCGGGGAUCAGAAAGAACUGCCUGUACUUCGCUUUCUGCAACAAUGGCGAGCUGGCCGUUCAAACUAUCCGUGUGUUUGACAUGGAGAACUGGCAUAGCGAGUGUAGGAGCCUCAGACCGGACUCUCUGCCAGUUUUUGGGAUCGACCCUGUUUGGCUUGUGCCUAGUCUGAUCUAAUAUGGUGAAGGAUCUUCGUUGUGCUCUUCUAUCUUUCUCUGUCUGUCAUAAUUCCAGCUUAUAGGAUCAUAGCAUCUUUCAAGUCUUAUCUAUGUUAAAUUCCUAUGUGUGAGCUAUCACAUUUGGAUAUUAGUUGGUGGCUGUUCUUUAUUUCGCAUUAUCUGUGGAUGAUAUGCAAGGAAACUUGACAUGCACUUGGA